AUGUUUCGGUUUUCGCGCAAUGCAAUAUCCCGGGCCUGUAGCCUCGUUAUCAGUCGUCCGGAGGUGAUCCGCCAUCGUAGGUAUGCCUCGCAGGCAAUCAACCAGAUGCUACAACUGCAGCAGAUGGAGAUCUGCGCGGAUCCGCCGUCGCGAGGUCUGGUCAUCGGGGUCUAUGCCGACGAGGAGGACAAGAACGAUGCCGGCAUCCUGACGCCCACCGGCUGGAAGUACAAUGUGCAGAAGACGCAUGGCCGAUUGUUGGAGGUGCUGCGUAUGUCGGGACCCAUGCCCAAGAGAGGCGAGACCCGCCUCCUGUUCGCCGUGGAGCCGGAGCGAGUGCCCUACUACUCGGCGGUGGCGGUUAUUGGCUUGGGCAAGGAAUGCCUGGGCUACAACCCGUACGAGGUGCUCGACGAGCAGAAGGAGGCCAUCCGCCGCUCGGUGGCCGAUGCCUGCAGGAUUCUCGCAGAGUUGGACACCGACCGCAUCGAGGUGGAGAACUGUGGCCACGCCGAGUCUGCCGCGGAGGGAGCUGCUCUAGGUAUUUGGAUCUACCAGGAGCUGCGAGAUCCCAAGCGAAGGAUCUCGGUGCCCUCCAUCGAUUUGUACGCCACAAAGGACGAGAUCUGUGACAUUGAAGGAUGGCGCAUUGGUCUGCAAAAGGCUGCUGCCCAGAACCUGACCCGUCAGCUACAGGAGAUGCCCUCCAAUCUCUUGACCCCUACUGCCUUUGCCCAGAAUGUCGUCGAGGUGCUCUGUAAAUCCGGAGUGAACGUAGAGGUCAAGGUAGAGGGUUGGGCGGAGAGCCAGUCGAUGCACGCCUUCCUGGCUGUGGGCAAGGCCUCCUGCGAGCCACCCAUCUUCCUGGAGCUGAGCUACUACGGAACCUGUGCCGAAGAACGUCCCAUUGUCCUGGUUGGACAGGGAGUAACUUACGAUGCGGGUGGCUUGUGCUUAAAAGAAAAAUAUGAGCUCUUCCACAUGCGAGGCGAUAUGACCGGAGCGGCCGUCGUUGUGGCCACCUGUCGCGCUGUGGCUGGACUUAGAUUACCGGUUAACAUCCGCGGUCUAAUCCCCCUGUGUGAAAACGUUAUUGGAUGCAACUCCUUCCGUCCGGGCGACAUGGUGAAGUCCAUGAACGGCAAGACCAUUGAGGUGCAGUGUACAGAUCACGAGGAUGUACUCGUGCUGGCCGAUGCCCUGCUGUACGGCCAGAACUUCUGUCCCAAGUGCAUCAUUGACAUUGGCACCUGCUCGGGAUACAUGCGCCAGGCGUUGGAUGAGGCGGCCUGUGGUGUGUUCACCAACUCGGAGAUCCUGUGGCAGCAGAUCAAGCACGCUAGCAUGCACACUGGUGAUCGCGUUUGGCGCUUCCCGCUUUGGAACUACUACAGCAAGGCGGUGCGCGCCGGAGGACGCAGUGAUGUUCAGAACUACGGCAUUGGCCGUGGAGGACGUCCUUGCAAGGCUGCUGCCUUCCUCCGAGAAUUCGUUCCUUGUGGCCAGUGGAUGCAUAUUGACGCCACUAAUGUGAUGAUCACUCGUGGCGAUGAGUUCGAGUAUCUGCGACAGGGCAUGGCUGGACGGCCAACAAGGACACUCAUCGAGUUUAUUGCUCAGUCCAUAUGCAAGGACACGGCUCCCAAGCUAAACAAGUGAUACUUUGAGCUGUGUUUUAGUUUUAUCAGACGAUGCCACCACACGUUCAUCGGUAUUCUUUUAACGACUGACCAACCUAUGACUUCUUUAACGUUCUGACUUUUAUCUGAUUGGGACCACAAAAUGUUAAAAUUAUUUCGUUCUUUAAUGACAUACAAAUUUUAAGUCAUAUGAAAGUAACUACGUGUAUACUUA
Molecule: messenger RNA, 1854 nt
Organism: Drosophila subpulchrella
Lineage: Eukaryota; Metazoa; Arthropoda; Insecta; Diptera; Drosophilidae
Product: cytosol aminopeptidase-like
Exons: 3
Coding region: 1-1659 (552 amino acids)
Biological process (GO): proteolysis
Cellular component (GO): cytoplasm
Molecular function (GO): metalloaminopeptidase activity; manganese ion binding
Source: RefSeq, a predicted model, not a curated record